Dibothriocephalus latus is the source of this 477-nucleotide messenger RNA. NCBI's taxonomy places the organism in Eukaryota, Metazoa, Platyhelminthes, Cestoda, Diphyllobothriidea, Diphyllobothriidae. The record is from the annotation of a GenBank genome assembly.
AUGUACGGCAACGUGUACGAGGACGAGGAGCGUAAUGAACGAGAGUCCUUGCUGCCGCAUCUGCUGAGUCGCUGCGCCGAAGACUUUAGCCUCUCACAGACCGACUAUAACAAUCACUCCGUGAAGGCUGGGACUGGAAGACGUGUCGCCCGGACAGACAAACAGCAUCCCGACGGCGAAGGUCAGUCCCGCUCGAGGGAGUCAUUAAAACUUCCAUCCCACCCUGAGGACGUCUCGACACCGGAAUUGGAUCUGUCAGCACAGCGACUGCCCGGACGCGACUCCGACACCAUCAGUUUGCAGGAGACGGAACUGCUGAUGGACGAUUUCUCCAAUUGCUUUGAAAAGGCGGUUGCGUCUGAUGCCACAUAUAACAUUUCUUUUGAACUGGCUAGUAAUACUACGGAUGUUGACGAGUACUCAACUAGCACAGGCAUCACCGCCCUGCCAGCACCAGCCCCACUUGGACCCGUUUAA